AUGAACUUUCAAUCAUCACCUCAGCUCUCUUCAAUGGAUCCACGAAGAAAUGAUGCAGAUGACGGACGAUCAAAGAUGUUCAUCGCCAACAAUUGUAUGCCACAAUUCAGAUGGGAAGAUAUGCCUACAACUCAAAUCAACAUAGUAUUGGCUGAGUCAAGAUGCAUGGCCGGAGAGUUUUUUAAUGCGAAAGUGCUUCUGGAUUCAUCUGAUCCUGAUACGGUUGUGCAUUCGUUUACGGCAGAGAUAAAGGGAAUUGGAAGAACUGGAUGGGUCAAUAUUCAUACGGAUAAGAUUUUUGAGACUGAGAAGACCUACAUCGACACACAAGUACAACUAUGUGAUUCGGGGACAUGUCUCCCUGUUGGAAAACAUCAAUUUCCAGUCCAAAUUCGAAUUCCACCGAACUGUCCAAGCAGUUAUGAAAGUCAAUUCGGAAGUAUUCGAUAUCAGAUGAAAGUGGAUUUGGUCGCUAAUACUGAACAAGCCUCCUGCUCGGAAGUGUUCCCACUUGUCAUCCUGACUCGAUCAUUCUUCGAUGAUGUCCCCCUUAACGUAAUGUCUCCAAUUGAUUUCAAAGAUGAAGUAGACUUCACGUGUUGUACACUUCCCUUUGGUUGUGUUUCAUUGAAUAUGUCACUUACACGAACUGCUUUUCGAAUUGGAGAGUCAAUAGAAGCAGUUGUGACAAUCAACAAUCGAACAAGAAAAGGAUUGAAAGAAGUGUCACUUCAAUUAGUUAUGAAGACUCAGUUUGAAGCGAGGAGUCGAUAUGAACAUGUGAAUGAGAAGAAACUGGCGGAGCAGUUGAUUGAAAUGGUUCCGUUGGGAGCAGUUAGGUCAAGGUGUCGAAUGGAAUUCGAAAAGUGUCUUCUCCGAAUUCCGGACGCCGCCCCACCAACACAAAAUUAUAAUCGAGGAGGCGGAGAGUGUUCAAUUAUUGCCAUCCAUUAUGUAUUGAAAUUGACAGCAUUACCAGGAAUCGAAUGUGAAAUUCCUCUGAUUGUAACAAGUUGUGGAUACAUGGAUCCACAUAAACAGGCGGCAUUCCAGCAUCAUUUGAAUCGUUCUAAAGCGAAGACGUCUUCUUCACAACAACAACAACCGAGGAAAACCAGAAAUAUUGUUGAGGAGAACCCUUAUUUCAGAUGA
Molecule: messenger RNA, 1152 nt
Organism: Caenorhabditis remanei
Lineage: Eukaryota; Metazoa; Nematoda; Chromadorea; Rhabditida; Rhabditidae
Exons: 8
Coding region: 1-1152 (383 amino acids)
Biological process (GO): protein transport
Cellular component (GO): cytoplasm
Source: RefSeq, a predicted model, not a curated record